Fusarium sp. VM40 is the source of this 1758-nucleotide messenger RNA. The record is from the annotation of a GenBank genome assembly. NCBI's taxonomy places the organism in Eukaryota, Fungi, Ascomycota, Sordariomycetes, Hypocreales, Nectriaceae.
AUGGCAACCAACGUCACGCCACACCCUAAAAUUCCAGUGCUUUACUGGGAUGCAAACAACGUCUAUGUCGAAUGCCCAUACUGCGAGGAGAAACAUCGACAUGGCUUCUCGCUUUCAGGCAAGCGUAUGUCGCAUUGUUAUCCGGGCGGCGGGUACGAGUUCGUAUAUCCAGUUGACCUGGAGCAGGAACUGGUUGGCUACGAGAUCGACAAGACAAGGGCUUAUUUUGUCAACGUUGGCUUAACGAGCGAUCGAACGGGUCACAGAUUGGAUCCUCUGAACGAGACCGAUGAUGAACUGGCCGAUGUAUUUGGUUCUACACUAAACCUGACGCCCACCAAUGCCGAGCCGGAGUCGAGUCUGGAAGAGGAGUCGAGCGAGAUGACUGUUAUCGAUCUCCUCAAUGGCGAUAAGUUUGAACUGAAAGUAAUUACGCUCGCUAUCUCGGAAUGCUUGUUCGGUAACACGACUUUUAUCAAGCAAUAUAUCAAUAUGUCAAUCGAAGCACAACUCUUUCUACACGGAAGAGACAAGUGUGGAAACACUACUUUGAUUAUGGCGGCAGUCGAGGAAAGUUAUGAAAUGGUAUCACUUCUACUAGAAAACGGGGCAAAUGUGAAUGCUAUCAACCAUUGCGGACGAAAUGCUCUUAUGGAGGCCGCACUUUGGGGCCGGAUUGAAACCGUUAAAAUAUUACUCAACUUCGAUGCCAACAAGUCACUCCGCGAUCAUCAUGGUCGCUGCGCGAAGGAUUUUGCGGAGCCCUGCCGGGAAAAUGAAGAAGAGAGGAAUACACGGAGUCCCCGAGCGGCUGAAAAACAGGUCUACGAACGCAACGGCGAUAGGCGACACAUCGCCAUAUUACUCCGUGACCCAAACGCCGAUAACCAGAACGUUUAUACUAAGCCCCUUUCAAACAGUCAGCUUAACAAUUAUUCUUUCAAGAAGUCCCCAGCCGGUAUGACCAUAACAUUUUCCGGGCCGAUCCAGGAAUACUCUGUGCCACAAAUUACCAAGACCGCUGCUAUUCUUGAUCGAGGGGUUCAAUUUGCCCGUGUGUCAGCAACCAGUGGUUGGGGCAGAGACGCUUUGCCUGUGAACCGUGCAAUGGAGCGGACCUGGGUUGAACAGGUCGAUUAUAUUGCACGCAUUGUUGGUUAUACGUUCCAAGCUGCACCAAGCCCGAAAUUCGACCAAGGCACGCCCGGUCAAUAUUACGCUUCACAUGCAGAGAAGAAAUUGAUCGCCUACUUUCUCGACAAGCACGUAUUUCUCCCAGAGGAUAGAAGCCCGCACCAGGUAUUGGGAGAGUCAAUUGACGCAUUGGACGACUCUGUGUGUGAAGCAAGAGAGCUGUUCGCGACGUGUGCCAAGGUUAGUGAUCUCGAAAGUCAAAAACAAAAGCUAGAACGGGACCUUUUUGGCGCAGACGAUUACCUGCUUGGGGAGGAGUAUGACCAGGAAGAGGUUCAAGACCUAAAGCAAAAGAUCUCGGAAAUCAGUAAGGAAUUGUCAAAUCUCGAAUCUGACAGGGACGUUACUGCUAUAAGAGAGAAGGAGAAAGAGAGGAUGAGAAUGAUGGCGAGAUACAGACAGCAUGAAAGACUGGAGGAGCUAAGUAGACCUACGUCUCAGCCACCUCUCUCGUUGAGACACGCAGUCAUACUGAGCAGUAAUGAUAACUGUCUAGACUGUAAGUCUUUCAAGGAAAGGGUGAACAAAUACUUUGGACUGGAUAUCACGUAUGCAGUUGUUUAG